Torulaspora globosa is the source of this 2541-nucleotide messenger RNA. RefSeq names its product Golgi transport complex subunit COG4 (gene COG4). NCBI's taxonomy places the organism in Eukaryota, Fungi, Ascomycota, Saccharomycetes, Saccharomycetales, Saccharomycetaceae. The coding region runs from base 1 to 2541 and encodes 846 amino acids. The transcript has a single exon. The record is from RefSeq and is a predicted model, not a curated record.
AUGAGCUCUAAUUCCUCAUCGUCAUGGGACACUGAUGUUCUUGAGGGUCAAUUGUUCAAGAAAUUAACAAAGUACUCGCUGUAUCUGCAAAAACUGUCUACUGCCUCACAAGUGAAGAAACUAUCACAAAUCAUAGAAAGGGAUCAUGAAGAACAAUUGAGAUCACUCGACCAGUUCAUUCAAGAAUCACAGACUAAACACAAUAGGGCGGUACGAAGUCUGGAAUUGCAGAGAACUGAUCUGACUACUACUCUUUCAAAAUACCAUACUUCUUUAACGGCGAUAUCAAACUCCAAUGUUACUGCCACGGCGAUCCAUGAUGACAUUGUUACAGUCGAACGUGAAGAUUUACUGAUUAAGAAAACUUUUCAAUUUGUGCAGUCCGUUAGCAUCCUAAAGAACAACAUCUCAGUCAUUCAUAGUGCCCUUGAGGCUAGGGACCAUCAACUGGCAGCAAAAUCGAUACAUGAGAUUAGGAGUCUACCAAAAGAAAUUGUUGGGUCCGAGUUUGCCAAGAAGGUGGUCCCAACCAGUGAUAUACCCGAGGAGCCGGCUGUUCUGAUAGAGAAAUGGUGUAGCGACCUAACAGACAUCUUCAAAGCUGACUUUCUAGAAGCUGCAAAAGCACAAGAUAUCCCACAAUUGACUUUGAUCUUUAAAAUGUUUCCGCUAAUAGGUCAAAACUCUUUGGGACUUGACCUGUAUUCCAAGUAUGUCUGUGGCAUUAUCGCCGAAGAAAGUCGGAAAAUUAUGACAAUGGAAGCUAAGAAGAGAGGAGUUUUUGCCCAGGCUUUGCUUCAUCUUUUCAAGAUUGUAUCUACCAUCAUAAACGACCACUCAAAGGUUAUCUCGGCUUGUUAUGGUGAUAACUUCAUGAUCCAUGUCAUGGAAAAAGUUCAAAAGGAGGCUGAUCUGCAAGCAGGUCUGAUAUUGGACACUUUUAAUGAAACAAGAAAGGUCGACCGCAUAACAAGAGCUAUAAGUUCUUUGAAUUUAAGUCACCAAGAAUUCGUUAAUGAGUACGGUCUGGAGCCUGACACUGUUCGCGCUCGAACCCACAAAAUGAAUGAUCAGGUAUCGGAACGUGACGGCGGCUUGAGUGAUAUCAGCGACAUAACCGAUGUACUCAGUGAAUUCUCGCAAAUGUUGCAAAACUGGUCAAUGUAUUCGAGAUUUUUCUCCGUUAGAUGGUACGAGUUUCUGAACGUCACAAACUUGGAAAUGGUUACGCCGCCACCACCAAUAGCUGAUAGUCAAUACUUUAGCAAGCUACAGAAGGACGCUUUUUAUGCGAAUUUUGAGAUUUUAGUGACUCAUUGUCUGGAGAAGUCUUUCAAGCAGAGCUUGUCCCUCGAGGAAUUGCCCUCAAUAAAUGAUCUAGUAAUUUUCAAACGGGUAGAGCAUACUGACAUCUUUUCGUAUCCAGUCUCAUCAAUCCUGGAUGACCUUUCAUUGCUUAUAAGGAAGAAUCUUAUUCUGACGCUCAACACAGGUCAGACCCAGAUCUUCUCCCGAUUCCUGGAUCAGAUUGCGAAAUUCUAUCAGAAUGAGUAUUUGGUGAGAUAUAUGCAAACGGAGCUCAAAAAUUUACAAUCGAGAUUGAACUCUUCACUGGUACUGAAAAAAUACGUGCCCAAAGCAGGCCCAGAUGGAUCGCUGAGUUCCAGGGCUGCUUCUCCCUCCGCAAUGGAAACUUAUGCCACAAACAAAUUAUCACAGUUCGGCUUCAAUUUUAGAGGAGCAGCUGCGAAUGCUCUAACCAACUUCCAAUCGAAUCUACAGGCAGUAGUUUCUGAUGAAGACGCAGUCUUAUCGUUGCAUCACUACCUCAUUUAUGUCAACACUCUUUACAUGAAUCCUAAGAUUGCGCACAGGCUAUUUAUCACAGAGAUUUUGGAAGAAAAUCCGAGGCUCUUACAUGACAACUUCCCGUUCGGUACUGAUGCGGAUAUUUUGGCUAAGAAAGUGGCCUCAUGUGAGGCCCUUCUCGCCAAACAAACAAACAAACUGCAAAAAUGGUCGAUAAAGUUCCUGUUUGAAAAUGUGCUUGCCAAUAAAAUACGAACGAUUUUGAGUAACAUCCUGAUUAAUAGUAACGAUAAUCAUUAUAUCUCGGGUGCAGACGAUUACGAUGAUCUAUCAACAGUGCAUGAAUUUAUCUCCAAAUGGAACACCCACAUGGUGCCAUACGAGAACAUUCUGACCAAAGACGCUUUUUUGGAAUUAUUAUCACUAAUAGUUAACUGCAUCAUCGAAAAGCUUGAACAAAGAAUUUGGGCGCUACAAGUCAACGAGCUUGGCGCUACCAAGCUUGACCGCGAACUAAGCCUACUUAUCGCCACUGUAUGUCAGCAAAAUUACGCGCUGAGGGAGAAAUUCGCCAAAUUGACUCAACUGGUCCUAAUUCUUGGAUUCGAUGACGACGAUUUCGAUGUUGACGGCGGAGACCUAAAGGAAGAAAUCUCCAACGACAUCAAUUGGGUUAUCAGCCCACAAGAACGUGUCAAAGCAAGGAGUCUGAAAAUUGACAGAAGGCAUUGA